CAGAAAAUCCAGUUCAGGGUACUUGUCUGGUGAAGGUGUCAUUCUUCCAAAACUCAAUAUGGCCUCAAUCUGUUACUUUUAAAGUUGCAUUUUGUUGAACCGUAGCCAUAGAAUAAACUCCAAAAGAAUAGCCUACUUUUUAACUCCACAUUCAUAGCUGAUCCAUGUUGUAUUAUGCAAACACUAUUCUCUAACUGACUCAGGUGUAGUAUCCUUUGUAUGCUUUAGUUUUGUACCCCCUACAGACUGUAACAAUGUACAAUAGCAUGUUGGAAUUAUAUUGUCUCUGACAUGCUAAUUUCGCCAAAUUAGUAUUAGUUUUCUUUCCCAAAAAAUAUCCAAAAUGUUGUUUGUGUUUAGUUAUUUGUUGUCUAAAAAUGUAAAUCUCUCCAAGUUUACACCUCAAUGACAAACAUAACAGGAAUGUCAAGCACCAUGUAUAAUUUGUGUUCUUCACUCUUCUAUGAGGUCUCAGGCUUUCCUUUUGAUGUCAUAGCAACAUUCAAAAUGUUGUUGUUCAUGUGUUUAAUUAUUUUGUUAUCUAGAAAUUGAAAUAUCCAAGUUAAUAACUCAAUGACAAACAUAAAAUGAAUGUCAAGCACCAUGUGUAAUUUGUGUUCUUCAUUCUUCUAUGAGGUCACAGACUUUCCUUUGAUGUCAUAGCAACAUUCUAAACCAUCAUUUGUAAUCAAGUAUGAUUGAGAAUGAAUGAUCAUACAAUCAGUCUGAGUCUGAGUUUUUUUUCAUAAAUCCUUUUGGUAGCAGUAUCCAAAUGUAGUUGGUUUUUGUACACUAAAGAAGAACUAUACCAUAGUUCUUCUAGACAUGAAAAAAUCUUCAGCUACAAUCUAAGUUGUAGCUGUGCUGAGGUAGGCUGAGGGGACUGGAUGCGAAAGCUUCUAUCUUUACCAGUGUUUUACCAGUCACUAAAUGGAGGGCCCUGAGAUAGCAGAAAAUAUUUUGCCAACUUAUGCCGGCUAUGAUAAGGAUAGACCUCAGGAUGGCAGAGAGGUGGAAAAUGGUAAAAUAAAUGAAGAGAAUAUGGAGGAGGAUAGAGAGGGUGAACAGUCUAUGUGGGCCCUCCUCCCACACACAUGCCUCCUCCAGGUGUUCCUGCACCUCAACGAUCGGGACAGGGUGCGCGCUGCGCUGGUAUGUCGCCACUGGCACCACGUGGUGCGCUCUCCCUCCCUGUGGCGGGUGAGGACCUUCAACUUCUCCGGCCGCGUGUCGCGCAGCCAUCGAUCCGAGAUGGAGACGGCCGUCAGCUUCGCCACGUCGUACGGCCGCUACCUGGAGGACCUGGAGAUCCGCUUCUCGCACCCCAUCAACUCCCUGGUGACGCGGCGCUUCCAGCAGGCCACGAGAGCGUUCCUGUCGGCCUUGCGCAAAACCCACAGCCGCCUACAAGCCCUCACUAUCAAACACCUGGACCUGGACCGCUCUUCUUGGUGUCGCAGCGUACGGUGCGGCCUCCUGCGCAGUCUGACCUACUACCUGCGCAAGGAAGGCUCCUGGAUGAACUACAUGAACCUCCGAGGGGCCAGGUUCAACCUGCAGCAGGGUCUGGAGGUUCUGGAGGCCCUCUCCACGGCCCAGCGGCACAAGCACAUCGGCCGACGCCUGGGCCUGGCCACCCUGAACCUGGAGGACUAUUUCAGCCAGUCCAUCCCCGUGUACAACAACGCCGACUUCCCGCAGAUCAUGCAACGCUUCAGAGGCCUGACCACGCUCACUAUGAACUACAGUUGUGUGUCGGAGCAGCUGCUGGACGCCCUGGCGACGGGCUGCAGGGGCCUGGACAACAGUGGACAACCGAUGCUGCGGUCACUCACCAUACGCUGCCACAUCCACGAGCCCCACGGCCAGAUGAUCUGGGGCAAUGCCUGGGCUAACUUGGCCAGGCGAUGCCCGGAGCUCCGCGUGCACAUGUACGUGGAGCGCAUCCUGAACUUAGACAGCCUUAGCCGCAUCCUGUUGCGCGAGAUCCCCAUCAAGACCCUCAGCCUCUCCAGCUGCUACUUCAGCGAGCAGGACUGGAGUGCCAAGCCUGCGCUCUCCCAGUUGGCACCCUUCUAUCAUCAACACUUACAGAGACUGAGUCUGGACUUGAACAACUGCCACGAGCAGGUGGAUGAGGAGCUGCUGGAGUUGAUCCUGAGCUGCAAGAAGCUGGUCUACCUGAAGGUCUGGGCCUUCCUCAGCAUCAACUUCCUGGAGAGGCUCCUCCAGAGCCGCAUGGAGAGGAAAAUCAACGUCAAAACUAUAAAGGUGCGGAUCUACACCAACACAUUUGAGACGCAGGAGGAGGACGAGAUGCUGGAAGGGCUUCAUCUGCGCUACAGGCCGCUCAUCGACUCGGAGCUCAACUACUUUGCCUGCUCCUACCCCAUGCUGUGAAAACUGCAAAGCCUGUGUUACAAUUACUGCAAAGCCUGCUACACUGAUGGACUACAGUCACACUCCAUAUGUAGUGGCAUGAAUUAUAGAUUUUAAAAAUGCUCUUUCAAAAGUUCAAAUGUUGUUUUGUAUUUGUAAUAAUGGUAUAUUUCACUGGCCCAGUCAGGGCGAUUAUUACCCUUCGAUAUUGUAAAAUAAUAAAAUGACCAGAUUAUGCAA
This is a messenger RNA of Engraulis encrasicolus (European anchovy), 2619 nucleotides long. RefSeq names its product F-box only protein 39-like. Lineage: Eukaryota; Metazoa; Chordata; Actinopteri; Clupeiformes; Engraulidae. The record is from RefSeq and is a predicted model, not a curated record. Bases 931 to 2400 code for a protein of 489 amino acids. Gene Ontology annotation, molecular function: protein binding. The transcript is spliced from 4 exons.